Rhineura floridana is the source of this 3081-nucleotide messenger RNA. It is a transcript of the gene SNX14, whose product is annotated as sorting nexin 14. Gene Ontology annotation, biological process: autophagosome maturation. Gene Ontology annotation, cellular component: late endosome. The transcript has 28 exons. NCBI's taxonomy places the organism in Eukaryota, Metazoa, Chordata, Lepidosauria, Squamata, Rhineuridae. Bases 144 to 2915 code for a protein of 923 amino acids. Gene Ontology annotation, molecular function: phosphatidylinositol-3,5-bisphosphate binding. The record is from RefSeq and is a predicted model, not a curated record.
UUCGGGUAACGCGCGCGAGGGCACGUGAUAACACGUGAGAGAAACCGGAAGUCGUGGGUUCUGGGUCCUUUCCAGUGUUUUGACAGGAGUUGGUAUCUGCAGGUCCAGCGGUAGCCGGGGUCGCGUGUUCCCCCUCCUCUACGAUGAGGCGGGUGCGCGCGGCCGGGGAGAGGCUGUGCCGGCGCGUGCGUGGGGUGGAGGUGCUGCGCGAGACCUGCCGCCAGUACCCGCUGUUUUGUUGCAUUCUCCUGGGGCUCAGUGCGGCGACUCUCCUGCUCAGCCGGUAUCUUCAUAUUCUUAUGACCUUCUGGUCAUUUGUGGCGGGAGUUGUCACAUUCUAUUGUUCCUUAGGACCAGAUUCCCUCUUGCCUAAUAUUCUGUUCACAGUAAAACAUAAAACCAAGCAAUUAGAACUUCAAGAACUAUACCCCCAAGGUUAUACCUGUACUGUAUGCAAUAGUGCUAAAUGUAAUAGGCAUAGGCCUGCAUUUCUGCUACAAAAUUAUCAGCCAUGGCUUGACUUGAAAGUUCCUUCUAAAGUUGAUGCAUCCCUCUCAGAGAUGUUUGAGCUAGUGCUAGAAAACUUUGUUUAUCCUUGGUACAGGGAGAUAACUGAUGAUGAAUCAUCUGUAGAUGAACUAAGAGUAACACUGAGAUUUUUUGCAUCUGCAUUAAUUCACAGAAUUUACAAGGUAGAUAUUCCAACUGUUAUAACAAGGAAAAUGCUGAAGGCAGCUAUGAAGCAUAUAGAAGUAAUAGCCAAGGCCAGUCACAAAGUGAAAAAUGCUGAAUAUUUACAGCAAACUGCUUUAGAAGAAUAUGGACCAGAGCUCCACGUGGCUUUGAGAAGCAGAAGAGAUGAACUUAAUUAUUUAAGGAAACUUACUGAACUUCUGUUCUCCUAUAUUCUACCUCCAAAGGCAACAGACUGCGGAUCAUUCACCAUACUUAUAAGAGAAAUCCUUUCAGGUUCCGUUUUCCUUCCCUCCAUGGACUUCUUAGCUGAUCCGGAUACUGUGAACCACUUGCUACUUAUUUUCAUUGAUGACAGUCCACCUGAAAAAGCAACAGAGCCUGCUUCAGCUUUGGUUCCCUUUCUACAAAAGUUUGCAGAGCCCAGAAGCAAAAAGCCCUCUGUAUUGCAGUUGGAUCUGAAAGAAAUUAAAAACCAGCAGGACCUUUUCUUUCUCUUCAUGAACUUUUUGAAAAAAGAAGGAGCAGUGCAUGUUUUGCAGUUUUGCUUGGAUGUAGAGGAACUUAAUGACAAAAUCUUGCAGCCAGAAUUAUCAGACUCGGAGAAGAUGUCCCUUCAUGAAGAAGUGCAGAAAAUAUACAAAACAUAUUGUUUGGAUGAAAGCAUUGACAAAAUUGGAUUUGAUCCUUUCAUUGUGGAAGAGAUACAAAGUAUUGCUGAAGGUCCCUAUGAUGAAGUUGUGAAGCUGCAAAGAAUGCGAUGCCUUUUUGAAGCCUAUGAACAUGUUUUCUCCCUCUUAGAGAGUGUAUUCACACCUAGGUUCUGUCACAGUGGUGAGUUUUUCAGGCAUCUCUUAAAAGUAGAUGAAUCUCCAACACGCAAUUCUAAAUCAAACAAGAGUACUCAUAAAAAAGGAGAAUCAUCUGGAAUCAGAAGUAUUAGCAGCAAAAUUAAAGGAGUGUUCAAGAGUACCACAAUGGAAGGAGCAGUGCUGCCAAACUAUGGCCUGGCUGAAGGAGAGGAUGACCUUAUUGAAGAAGGCAUAAUGGUAAUGGAAGAUGAUUCCCCUGUGGAGGCACUUAGCACACCUAAUACCCCUCGCAAUCUUGCAGCGUGGAAAAUUACCAUCCCAUAUGUCGACUUUUUUGAAGACCCCCCUCUUCAAAGGAAAGAGAGAAUUCCAGUAUUCUGUAUUGAUGUGGAAAGGAAUGACAGAACAGCAGUUGGACAUAAACCUGAACACUGGUCGGUCUACAGACGAUACCUUGAAUUUUAUGUUCUUGAGUCAAAACUAACAGAAUUUCAUGGUACAUUCCCUGAUGCUCAGCUUCCUUCAAAGAGGAUCAUUGGACCAAAGAACUAUGAAUUCUUAAUGUCAAAGAGAGAGGAGUUUCAGGAAUACCUGCAGAAACUUUCACAACAUCCAGAACUAAGCAACAGCCAGCUUUUGGCUGACUUCCUAUCCCCCAAUGGUGGAGAGACUCAGUUCCUUGAUAAAAUGUUGCCUGAUGUAAAUCUCGGUAAAAUUAUAAAAUCUGUUCCUGGAAAGCUAAUGAAAGAGAAAGGCCAGCACUUGGAGCCAUUCAUUAUAAGUUUUAUUAAUUCCUGUGAAUCUCCCAAGCCUAAACCCAGUAAACCAGAGCUUACUAUUCUCAGUCCUACUUCUGAAAACAACAAAAAGCUUUUUAAUGACCUGUAUAAGAACAAUGCAAACCGCUCAGAGAAUUUAGAGAGAAGACAAAAUCAGAACUACUUUAUGGAAAUGAUGACAGUUGAAGGAGUCUAUGACUACUUAAUGUAUAUUGGUAGGGUUGUUUUCCAUAUUCCUGACUGGUUUCAUCAUAUCUUGAUGGGAGGACGAAUUCUCUUCAAACGCACCUUAGAGGAGUACACAGACUACUAUCUGCAGCACAAGCUAGAGCAGCUCUUUCAGGAGCACCGUUUAGUGUCACUUAUAACGCUUUUGAGAGAUGCUGUGUUUUGUGAGAAUUCUGAACCUCGAUCUCCUCAGGAUAAGCACAAACGGGCAAAGCAGACCUUUGAAGAAAUGAUGAAAUACAUUCCAGAUUUGAUAGGCAAGUGUAUCGGAGAAGAGGCCAAAUAUGAAGGCAUAAAACUUCUGUUUGAUGGAUUGCAGCAGCCAGUGCUUAACAAACAGUUAACUUAUGUUCUACUGGAUAUUGGGAUUCAGGAGCUAUUUCCAGAGCUUAAUGAGGUUUAAAGGAUGCUUCCUCUAUAUUACUGUGGAUGUAAACAUCAGAAUGCUGAAUUAACUCCAUUUUAUAGAUGGCUGCUAUAUGCUAAUUUAAUGGAUAGGUCAUGUGUUUAGACUUGUACAUUUGCUUGUAAAUAUAAUGAACUUUAAUAUCAAAAAAUGUCUUUACUCA